AUAAGUUAUUGGAUCUUUGUUUUUGGAGUAACGUGAAAGUGAAAAUGAAUUCAAGUUUAGUUGAAGUUGGUUGGUGUCGUAUCGCGACAUAUUUAGUAAGCCUACCAACACCUCGUAUCGUUACAGCUAACAUGAUUGUUAUUAUUUUCAAUGUAUUCCUGGCAAUUUUUACAGUAUUAAUAAACGCGCUGUUUAUUUCAACCUAUCUUAGCAAUCGUAUACUUCAGAAUACAUCCAAUAUGCUUUUGAUUGUGUUGGCUGUUAGUGACAUCCUCGUUGGCGUGUUGGCUCAACCAAUUGCGAUUACCCGAGCAACAAUGGAAAUAUAUGGCGCACACAACUGUUUCCUUUUUGAUACAAGUCGUCUUAUUUACAUUUUCUGCAGUGGAUUAUCCUUUUUGACGAACAUCGUAAUAACACAUGAUCGAUAUAUUGCAAUUUACUAUCCGUUACGUUACCCAAUAAUAUUCAGUAAGAGGAACGUAAAAAUCGUUCUAAUUGGAUGUGGAAUAAUAUUAAUUGCUUUAUUAGUAUGUCGUGCGGUCCUUCCAUUAGAAAUAUUCUUUUUGAUUAUAUGCAGUUUAACGUUUUAUACAACUCUCUCAGCACUUGUGGUAUAUUGUAGGAUUCUACUUGCAGCAAGAAGACAAAAACUUCAAAUACAAAUUAUGGUUCGUUCUACUCGGCUGUACCGACCAACAAUAUCGUUACAUGAAAUUAAAACAACCCAGGUAAUGGUUUAUGUUCUUGGUGCAAUGAUCCUGUGUUAUUAUCCUGGUACGUGUUUCUGGAUAUACAGUGCAUAUCAUGGUUAUACCUUAGAAAGUCUGUAUACAAUCGUACCCUAUCUUGAACUUUCCGUCUUCUUGAAUUCUGCUAUUAAUCCGGUCACGUAUCUACUCAGAAGUCGAACAAUUCGAGGAGCGUUCCUCCGCCACAUUAAUGAAUUAUGGAAUUAA
Molecule: messenger RNA, 959 nt
Organism: Dendronephthya gigantea
Lineage: Eukaryota; Metazoa; Cnidaria; Anthozoa; Malacalcyonacea; Nephtheidae
Product: adenosine receptor A2a-like
Exons: 1
Coding region: 45-959 (304 amino acids)
Biological process (GO): G protein-coupled receptor signaling pathway
Cellular component (GO): membrane
Molecular function (GO): trace-amine receptor activity
Source: RefSeq, a predicted model, not a curated record